Molecule: messenger RNA, 2464 nt
Organism: Melanotaenia boesemani (Boeseman's rainbowfish)
Lineage: Eukaryota; Metazoa; Chordata; Actinopteri; Atheriniformes; Melanotaeniidae
Gene: aifm4
Product: apoptosis inducing factor mitochondria associated 4
Exons: 19
Coding region: 164-1780 (538 amino acids)
Cellular component (GO): cytoplasm
Molecular function (GO): 2 iron, 2 sulfur cluster binding; oxidoreductase activity, acting on NAD(P)H; flavin adenine dinucleotide binding
Source: RefSeq, a predicted model, not a curated record
AGGAGGAUCUCGCGGGUAGCACGAGAAGUCGUCAGCUGUCACGCGGGGAGUUCACUUGCAAAUAUACCUGCUGAGGAUGCUGCCGGGGACGGGGUUGUAUGAGCGAAUGAUGCGUUUCUGACCACUGCCAGGUGAAAGAAGACAGAUCUGAGUGUUUGCAGGAAUGAACAAGCACAAAGAAACAGAUCAAACUGGUGAGCAGGAGGAAGUGACAGAACUGGUUUGUCAGGAAUCCGACCUCCAAGAUGGACAAAUGAGAGAAGUUGCUGUGGGGGAUCAGAAGGUGUUACUGGUCCGUACCCGGGGUCAGUACAACGCUGUUGGAAGCAAGUGCUCUCAUUACAAUGCCCCCCUGAUUAAAGGAGCACUGGUUGGUGAGAGGGUGAGAUGUCCCUUUCAUGGCGCCUGCUUUAAUGUGAGAACUGGAGAUAUAGAGGAGUAUCCUGGUUUGGACUCUCUACCCAGUUAUAAGGUCAAGAUUGAGGAUGGCAAUGUUUACGUUUCCAUCAAUAAAAAGUCUCUGUCUCAGUCCAAGAGGGUGAAGGAGAUGUGCACGAUUCAACCAGACACCAAAGAUACCAUUGUACUUGUAGGAGGAGGCCCUGCCUCUCUGGUUUGUGCUGAGACACUUCGACAAAAUUGCUACCAGGGACGCAUUAUCAUCAUAACCAAAGACAGCUUGGCUCCUUUUGACAAAACAAAACUGAGUAAGGCUUUGAAUGUGGACAGCAGCAGCAUUCUCCUCCGGACAAGUGACUUCUAUCAGCAAUAUGGGAUAGAGGUGCUGACACAAAAGGAGGUGGUGUCUGUGAACCCGGCUGACAAGCUGGUGAAGAUGAGUGAUGGCGUCUCGCAGCAUUAUGACCAGCUCCUCAUCUCAACAGGCUGCAGAGCACGGCCGCUCAGCUGUCCUGGUUCAGAUUUGAAGGGAGUGCAGUUGCUUCAGAGUUAUGAAGAUGCUAAAGAGAUUUACUCCUCCUCCCUCGGCAAGAAGGCUGUUGUAAUUGGAGCAUCAUUCAUAGGUAUGGAGGUGGCAUCAUACCUGUCAGACAAAGCUGCCAGUGUGGCUUUGGUUGGCACUACCAAUUACCCAUAUGAGAAGUCUCUCGGACCUGAGAUUGGCAAGAUGAGUAUGCAAAUGUUGGCAGAACAAAAUGUCAAGUUUUACAUGAAUAAUGCUGUGACUGAGAUCAGAGGAGAGAAUGGCAAGGUGAAGGAGGUGGUGUUAAAAAGUGGUGCAGUCCUGGAAGCUGAUGUGGUGAUUGCUGGAAUUGGUGUUAUACCCAAUUCAGACUUCUUAACAGGAAGUAACGUUGCAGUGGAUUCAAGGAAGGCCGUCAUUGUUGACAAGUUCAUGAGGACCAAUGUUCCAGACAUUUUCAGUGCAGGAGACGUUGCGUCCUUCCCUCUCACCAUUCGUGGUGACCAGCGGGUCAACAUUGGUCACUGGCAAAUGUCACAAGCUCACGGAAGAGUAGCAGCUCUUAACAUGCUAAAGAAGCCAACCACAAUUGAGUCUGUCCCUUUCUUUUGGACUGCUUUGCUGGGAAAGAGUUUCAGAUACACAGGCUAUGGGGAAGGAUACACUGAAAUCAUAUUCAAAGGCAAUGUGGAAGAAAGGAAAUUUCUGGCUUUCUACAUAAAGGAUGAUGUGGUGGUAGCUGUGGCCAGCCUGAUGUUUGAUCCUGUUGUGGCUCAGGUUGCAGAGCUGAUGGCGCAGGGCAAGACCUUUACUAAAGCACAGGCUCAAGCUGAUGACCUGAGCUGGCUGCAGAUGUAAUUGGAUGCUUCCAGGAGCAGAACUGCUCAGUGACGGACCAUGUCGCCUCUCUAUUGUUUUCUCUAUCUGUUUAUUAGAUAGUACCUAAUUGGAUUGUUCCAUUUAUUGGCUCAGGGCCUCUGGAAAACCGAUUAAACUUCAUGUCCUUUUUUACUCCACAGUGCUGUAACCAUGGUAGCAUACAAAGCUUUAUUGAUUUUUCUCUUUGUUCACUCUCAAUAAUCAGAUCUCGCUGUUUUGAGUGGAGUGGACUUAGAGUGUGUGUUUAUUUAAACUUUAAAUUAGAUAUUUGAAGUGGUUAACCAUCACAAGGAGUGUAUGCACAUGUUUUCUUUGAGUUCUAAGAAUCCAGACAAUCCAGUCUGCCAAAUUAAAACUUAAAUGUCAUGAUUACUAGAAAGAUGUGAGUCAGAGUAGAUACCAACCACUUCCAUGGUUGGAAGUGGUAAAUCCAAGUUUGAAUUCUUUCAUAAUUAUGAAACACUUAUAGAUUUUGGUCAAUUUUUUUGGCCUUAACCACCAGACAAAAAGACCACAACCAUCUGAAUUUUCAUUUAUUUUCUGAUCCUUCAGAUUCUUGCUCCAAACAAAUCAGCAUGUUGAAAUUAACACAUUUGGGUAUAAAAUAAUUCAAACAUUUGUUUCAUGAAAAACGUAUGAUUUAAUGAGUGAUGUAAAAGCUGA